Molecule: messenger RNA, 2505 nt
Organism: Camelina sativa (false flax)
Lineage: Eukaryota; Viridiplantae; Streptophyta; Magnoliopsida; Brassicales; Brassicaceae
Product: solute carrier family 40 member 1-like
Biological process (GO): iron ion transmembrane transport
Cellular component (GO): membrane
Molecular function (GO): iron ion transmembrane transporter activity
Source: RefSeq, a predicted model, not a curated record
CAUAAAUAUUCCCACAAGUUUCUCUUUUCCUUUUUCUACCAUCACUCAUUGAUACUACAAGUACACAAGUGUCUUUAGUGGGAAUAUGUUAUUUCAUCCACCAAUUCAUCCCUUUUGAAUUUCACCAAAAUUAAUAAGACUACCCUAGAAUAAAAAGUAAUUCUGAGUUACUUGGAAUCUUGGAUUCUGUUUCCAUCAUUCAUCCUCCUAACUCUGUCUGCGGCGCACAAAUAAGAACAUGGAGAAUGAGACAGAAUUGAGAGUUGUCCGACAGGAAGAACAACAACGUGAAGGAGAAGAAGAGGAAGAAGCACAGCCACAAAACCAACCAGCGUUACGACGCCGUUUUGUGAUUUAUCUCUAUGUUGGAUAUUUUCUUGCCAGAUGUAGUGCUAGAACAUGGGAAUUCUCUGUUGCUUUGUAUAUGAUCCACUUGUGGCCAAACUCUCUGCGUCUAGCAGCGAUUUAUGGCGCCAUUGAAUCUGGUUCUACUGCAAUCUUUGGCCCCAUUGUGGGGCAAUGGGUCGAAGGAAUGGACUACGUUAAAGUUCUAAGACUCUGGCUCCUCUUCCAGAACCUCUCCUACACCAUUGCUGGUGGAGCAGUCAUCAAGCUGUUGCUAGUUUCUGAUCUCAAGUCUCAGAAUCUCCCGGUGUUUGCAAUCUUGGUUGUGUUAACGAACAUUGCUGGCGCCGUUGGAGUGCUUUCGACUCUUGCUGGCACUAUAUUGAUCGAACGAGACUGGGCUGUGGUUAUGUCAGAAAGUCAUCCACCAGCUGUAUUGACAAGAAUGAACUCCAUUAGAGGCAUUGAUUUGAGUUCCAAGCUACUGUCUCCAGUCAUUACCGGUUUGAUCAUCAGUUUUGUCUCUCUUAAGGCGUCAGCUAUCACUUUUGCAGCUUGGGCUACUAUAACCGCUUGGGUUGAAUAUUGGCUCUUCAUUUCUGUGUAUAGUGGUGUUCCUGCGAUAGCACGAAGUAAUGAGAGACGGAUCUUGCGUUCCCGGAAAAAGCCAGUAGAAGCAACAGAUGCACCUGUUUCUGUUUAUACUGUUCCGGAAACAAAUGAGGGCUCUCAAGGAACCCCACCAAGUAGAACCGGAAUCUUGAAGAUUCUUGAUAGAGUAUCCAAGUCCUCUUUCUUUUGUGCGUGGAGAAUAUAUUUCAAUCAAGAAGUUGUACUCCCCGGGGUUUCUCUAGCUCUUUUGUUCUUCACCGUCCUCAGCUUUGGAACAUUGAUGACGGCUACAUUGCAGUGGGAAGGUAUACCUACAUAUAUCAUCGGUAUAGGCAGGGGAAUAAGUGCAACGGUUGGACUAGCGGCUACAUUCGUGUAUCCUCUAAUGCAAUCCCGUCUCUCAACGUUGAGAACCGGCCUCUGGUCCUUCUGGUCUCAGUGGAGCUGCCUUUUGGUCUGCGUUGGCUCAAUUUGGGUAAAAAAGGAUAAAUUAGCAUCUUACAUGCUAAUGGCUGGAGUUGCUGCUUCAAGGCUUGGCUUAUGGAUGUUUGAUCUUGCCGUCAUCCAACAAAUGCAGGAUCUCAUUUCAGAAUCCGAUCGUUGUGUUGUUGGAGGUGUUCAGAACUCAUUGCAAUCGGCUCUUGACUUGAUGGCAUAUCUAUUGGGUAUCAUUGUAUCAAAUCCAAAGGAUUUCUGGAUAUUGACGUUGAUCUCAUUCUCCACGGUUACGUUAGCAGGAAUGCUCUAUACGGUUCAUCUCUACCGCAUUAGAAACCACAUUUUUCACUUUGAGAAGAUACCUUUGUUGAACAAAUGUUUAUUUAAGCUACUCCCUUCUCGCGGGAACAUGUGAUUAGUUAGUAUUGUAGAAUGCGCCACCAUUUUAUCAAACAUGGAUGACUACUAAUGGAUGAUUUUAUGAAAUGACCAUAAAGCAGCCAAAAAUAAUUGAAAUGGCUAAAAUAGUUGUUCAAAUAGGUCACAGACAUAGUCAAAACUCAAAACAGAACACAGAAGAAAAGAAAAAAGGGUAAAUAACAAUUUUUUGUGAUGUGUUGGGAAAAAAUUGCCUCUCUUUUGUAUGUUCAUCACUCUGUUUUUGUAUGAAACUCACUUUUAUGAUUUGCCAUAAUAAAUUAACAACAAUGGAAUUUUUUCCAUUUUAUCUUUUGAGAAUAAAAAAUUAUAUCAAAAAUUAAAACUGAAAAUAACAUUAUAAUUAGUUGUAAAAACAGAAUUAAAAAAAAACAGAUAUUUGUAGUUACUUAAUAAAGUAUACACUCCCUUAUUCUAUAUGGAAAAAAACAACAUUGAAAUAAGAUUUAUAUUAGUUGUAAAAACAGAAUUAAAAAAAAAAAAAAAAAAAGAUAUUUGUAGUUACUUAAUAAAGUAUACACUCCCUUAUUCUAUAUGGAAAAAAACAACAUUGAAAUAAGAUUUAUAUUAGUUGUAAAAACAGAAUUAAAAAAAAAAAAAAAAAAAGAUAUUUGUAGUUACUUAAUAAAGUAUACACUCCCUUAUUCUAUAUGGAAAAAAACAACAUUGAAA